CCGAGUGCUCGGCGCCUGCGUACGCGCCCCGGCAGGCGCGCCGACGGAGACGGCGGAGGCAGAAAGGGCGGGAGCCCCGCCUAUCGCCGGCGGGGCAAAAUGGCGCGGGAGGAGAUGCUGGCGUUCACCCGUGACCUCUUCCGAGGCCGCCCAGACCUGAGCACGCUCACGCACUCCAUCGUGCGCCGGAGGUUCUUGGCUCACGCGGGCCGCGACCACCUGGAGCCGCAGGAGAAGCAGACGCUGAAGCGGCUGGUGGAGGAGGAGCUGCUGAACAUGCAGGGGGAUGAAGCGAACGCCCGGGAAGAGACGCCGCGAGACCUUGCCAGGAGGACCAAGAGGCUGCCCUCCCCCUGCAGUGACCCGGCGAGAAAGCGGAGCCGGUUCAGUUCCGAGUCGGAGCCCAGCUCUGGGGCUUCCAGUCCGGACUCCGUGGAUCCCUUAGCAAAGAACAGACUGGCCACGGGAAUCGGGGCCACUGCGGAGCGUCCAAGGAGGGCCUCCAAGAAGCCAGUCGAGAGCAGUGAUGAGGAACAGCAGGAAGACGUGACCGCCAAGACUGGAUCAGAGGAAGGCAUGAAGAGCAGGGAGGAGGAGGGGGGCUCUGUCAGAACAAGUAAGGCACUGAAGGCAGAGGGCAGGGAGGGGACAGAAGAUGAGAAGGAAGAUGAGAGCAGUGAGGGGAAGGAAGGGGAGGAGGGGAAAAGGGAACCCAAAGGCAGGACCAGGAAGCAACUUGGGAUGAAUAAUAAGCGGGUACGGGGCAAGCCCUCUGCCCGAAGGAAGCAGGCCAAGGUGGUGAGUGAGGACAGUGAGACCGGAUCAGAGAAAGACGUGAAGGAGAGCAGUGAGGAGGAGGAGGAAGGGGGCUCUGUCAGAACAAGUAAAGUAUCAGAGGCAGAGGGCAGCGAGGGGAAGGAGGAGGAGGAGGAGGAAAGGGAACCCAAAGGCCGGACUAGGAAACAACCUGGGAAGAAUAAGAUGAUGUCUGCCCGAAGGAAGCAGGCCAAGGAGGUGAGUGAGGACAGUGGGGAGGAGGAACCUAUCCAGAGGACGGGACAGAAAAUGAGAAAGACGGCAACGAAAAAUCACGAGAGCGAGGAGGACCACGAGGGAGAAGAGAAUCUAGUGGUGGAAGAGAACCAAGAGGAAGAGGACCAGAAAUCCAGAUUCCAAAGCAAUGGAAGGAAAAGAGCAGCUUGUGAACAGAAAAGCAGGGGGGGAGCAAGACUGCUGGGUAGCAAGGACAACAGAGAGGGGCAGGACGACUCUGGCAGUGAGGCUGACAGCAGCGGAGAGGAGGAAAACAGCUCAAAGAAGGCAGAAUCAACUGACACUGGCAUGCCAGCCAAAGUGAGCAGGCUUAAUGGUGACGUGAGUGACUCAGAGAGGGAGGAGAGUGACAGUGGGGCAGAGGGGAGCCCCAAAGGGGAAAGGAAGAAUCGCUCCUCCAAGAAGAAUUCUAAGAAAGGCAGGACACGGAACUCCUCUUCCUCCUCUUCAGAUGGCAGCCCGGAAACCAAAUUCAGGAAGGCUGGCUCAGGUCGCCAUGGGGAGGACGACCCAGCUGUGAUGAGGCUCAAGCGCUAUAUCCGGGCAUGUGGUGCCUAUCGAAACUACAAAAAGCUGCUCGGUUCCUGCCACUCAAGCAAGGAGCGCCUGAGGAUCCUCCGGGCGGAGCUGGAAGCCCUGGGCAUGAAGGGUAACCCCUCCCUAGAGAAGUGUCGGGCACUGAAAGAGCGGCGGGAGGAGGCGGCUGAGGUGGCCUCCUUGGACGUCAGCAACAUUAUCAACUGUCCAGGUCGGCCACGUAGACGCACUGCAUGGAAUCCUUCAGCUGCAGCACCCCCAGGCGAGCUCUACCGCCGCCGGGCACUGGACUCAGAGGACGAGCAGCCCCGCCCCCCACGCCCCGACUGGUCACAUAUGCGUGGCAUCAUCAGUAGUGAUGGCGAGAGUAACUGAGCUCCCCUCACACCUCCUUCCCACUUGUAAAAAGUGUACAUGAGACUUGCAGCCCCCAAGGACACAAAUUGGUAGGAAUCUAUUUCUCAGUUUAAGUGUUUACAAGAUUUAUUUUUUUUAAGACUCAAAUAAAGGAGUAUUUGAAUUGCCUCAUCAAAACUGGUUCCUAUUCUAACCC
Molecule: messenger RNA, 2143 nt
Organism: Sorex fumeus (smoky shrew)
Lineage: Eukaryota; Metazoa; Chordata; Mammalia; Eulipotyphla; Soricidae
Gene: HIRIP3
Product: HIRA interacting protein 3
Exons: 8
Coding region: 100-1965 (621 amino acids)
Cellular component (GO): nucleus
Source: RefSeq, a predicted model, not a curated record